UGCAUUUGAUCGAGAUCCGGCCAUGUAGAUUUUAAGGUCAUUCAAAAGACCGGCGGGACUUUUUUCAAACGCUAUCAGACGGGCAAAGCAGUAGAAAGGGUAAUAGAAGGGUUUGUAGGGUUUUUCCAGAUCGAUUCAUGGAUGGAGAGGGGGCAAGCAGUGGCGGCAUCGAUGGCAUGGUAAAGGGAAAGAUCGCUCUCGGCCCUCGCGAAGCAUCUGCCUCUGUUGAUCUCACAGAUCGCGUCCACCUUCUCCCUUGUGUUAUCAAGCACGACGGUGCUUGUCCCGUGUCCCAGUACUUCAAACCGCGAAAGUCGGACAUGGUAGCUGAUGGCUUGACGGUGGAGGAGGCAUUCUUCAGGGGGAGGAAGCUCCAUGGAGUUACUGUUCCAAUCCCCAAUGGUUACCGAGGGUACGUAUUGGAGAAGAAGAAAAUCAAGGAAGGGAGGUGUUCGGAGGUUGCGGAGGGUGAAGCAAACAAUUGGGCUUCUCGUGCGGAGUUUCAAAACAUAACUUACUGGAAUCAUGAUAUUCUCCCUUCAAAGCAUGAUCCAAUUGUGCGCAGCUUCCAUUGGUUUGCUGUUUCUGAUGCCCUGAAUAAACCUAUCUCAGAAGAAGAGUUGGCUUCAGUUUCUACUGUUCCAGAUCGUUGAGAGCAAAGACCUACAUGUCGUCCUGGUUGGGUACCCAUGCUUUACUCGGACGGACUUUGCUCACCCACGCCCACCCAUAGUGACUUUUGGGAUGCCGUACCCACCUAUACCUACUCACUUUUAAUGGUCUUUGAAGGCAGUCUGCCACGGACUGAUGACCUUAAGGCUUGUUGUCCUUUGCUCUGAUUGCAAACUUUCAAGCCGCAUAUAAGAAUUUACUGUAGUCGCAGCAUAGUUAAGUGUUGCACACUACGUAGUGAGGAUUGCAGUAAUAUAAGAUAUACGGUGAUUAGAUAUAUGAAUCUAUUUAUCCCCCUAUGUAGAGUACUCACCCCUAUGGGUGAGUAAUUGGGUGGGUGUGGGUAUGGGUGCCCAGGGCUAUGGUCGAGAGAUAAAAAAUUGAAAUAUCAAAAUUUGGAAUCUCUAGUUUUCUCCUUGACCUUUUUCUGCUAUGAUAUUCACUUUCAGAACGUUUUUUUUCUUU
This is a messenger RNA of Dendrobium catenatum, 1137 nucleotides long. Its product is annotated as ribonuclease H2 subunit C. The transcript is spliced from 4 exons. The record is from RefSeq and is a predicted model, not a curated record. Bases 138 to 653 code for a protein of 171 amino acids. Gene Ontology annotation, biological process: RNA catabolic process. NCBI's taxonomy places the organism in Eukaryota, Viridiplantae, Streptophyta, Magnoliopsida, Asparagales, Orchidaceae. Gene Ontology annotation, cellular component: ribonuclease H2 complex.